AUAUUCAUUUAUUAAUAUAAAAUAUUAUAUGCUGUAGCAAUUGAUAAUUGAACCUUAUUAAAAGGAAAUAUGUUUUUAAAGCAUAGUUAUCUUUGACAAAGCUCUGAAUAUUAUUAAUAAUUAUUAAUUACUUUACUAAUACUAAUGUAUUCAAAAUGCAAAUUGAAGUUCUAGCCACUACUACAGGCUUGCAGUUCCCAUUGCUGAUUGAAUCAAAACUCACCACUGUCUGCAUCUUACUUAAUCAGUGAGCUUUUAAGAGUUGUGAAACCUUUUCCCUAGAAGUCAGAGGAAUGCAAAGCUGCAGCUGAGACACUGUUGCCUUUGGUGAGCUUUGGUUUAGUGAGGACCUCUGAGACGAUCAUGGAUGGAUCUAACCGCAGAGCUGAAGCUCCUGCCUUGGAACCCAGUUCCAAGCUCUUCUGCUGUCCCAGUAUGAGACGCUGCCUCCCUCUGGCUUACCGAGAGGAACUCUACCACAUCCUGAGGAUGACUGGGCCCCUGCUUGUUUGCCGGUUCUUGAAUUUCCUUCUUUUCUUUGUGGUCACAAUGUUCUGUGGCCGCCUGGGGAACACUGUACUGGCAGGCUAUGGCAUGGCUUCAGCUACGAUAAAUAUAACUUCUGCAGCAACUGGAUUAGGGCUAACUAUGGCCUGUGAUACACUGGUUUCACAGACAUUUGGCAGUAAAAACCUGCUACAUGUAGGAGUAAUCCUGCAAAGAGGCAUUCUGAUCUUGCUGCUCUUCUGUCUUCCCUGCUGGGGUGUGCUUAUUAAUGCACAGUCCCUCUUACUCCUACUGGGACAGGACCCUGCUGUAGCCAGGGUAGCCCAGAUCUAUGUUGAGGCAUACCUUCCUGCUAUUCCAGCAAUAUUUCUGUACCAGCUGCAAGUGUCUUACCUCCAAAACCAGGGAGUGAUUAUACCUCAGGUGUAUGUAUCUGUGGUGUCCAAUGUUGUGAAUGUGCUGAUCCACUACAUUUUGCUAUUUUGGUGGGAUCUUGGAGUACAUGGAUCUGCAGCAGCCAAUUGUUUUGCUCAGGUCUUUUCCUGUUUCAGUUUAUUUGCUUACAUUCGCUUUAAGAAACUACAUGUUAAGACGUGGGGAGGCUGGUCCUCAGAGUCACUGCAGGAGUGGGACGGCUACAUGAAGCUGGCUAUUCCUAGUACACUAAUGUUAUGCUUUGAAUGGUGGAUCUAUGAAAUUGGAGGAUUCUUAGCAGGAAUGCUAGGGGAAAUCGACUUGGCUGCUCAGCAUGUGGUUAUAAUGCUGGCCUAUAUAAACUACAUGAUACCAGCUGGAAUACAAGGCGCAGCUUGUGUGCGUGUAGGUAAUGCACUAGGAGCUGGAAAUACAGCUGGAGCCAUUCUCACUAGCAAAGUUUCUUUCAUUUGUGCAGCUGUAUUGGCAGUCAUUCAGGGUGUAGUGCUUGGUGGUACAAAAUCAGUCAUUGGAUUUUUGUUCACUUCAGAUGAGACCAUAGCAGAGUUGGUUUCUGAACUCAUGAGCAUUUACUGCCCCCUUCAAUUCUUUAAUGGACUGCUGUGUGUGGGCAUGGGCAUAGUCCUGGGCACUGGGAAGCAGGGGAUUGCAGCCAUCGCUAAUCUAAUUGGUUAUUACUGCAUUGGACUUCCAUUAAGUAUUGCUCUGACCUUCCCAGCAAAGUUACAAGUCGCUGGCUUUUGGUGGGGCCUUUUUGUUGCUGUCUUCUUGCUGUCAAUCUUUUUCAUUGUCAUCAUCUUCAAAUUAAAUUGGAAGAAGUUAACAGAAGAGGCUAUUGAACGUGCUGGAAGAGGGAAGAGCAAAGGCAUAGAGUUUAGAUCCAGCCACCGGCUCUCCGAUAGCUUCUUCCUUGCACUCAGUAACUCAGAGAAUCAGAAUGGCUACACAUCUGUGAGCUCUCAAGAUGAGGCUGAGGAAAGAAGCACUUCAGUGGCUCAGCAGAGAUUGAGAGAGACUCAGGAAGGAGAAAUGAGAAAAGUAAACCAACUCUCAACCGCUCAGCUCAUCAUCAGGAGAGGUCUGACUGCUCUGACUGCUGUCUUAACCCUCAGUGUAGGGAUGAUGGUCCACUUCAUCCUGCCUCUGCCCCAGGUGCCUUCCAUCACCAAUAGCACUUUGGACUUGCAGAACUCCACUUUAUCUUCUCCCACUGCCACAACAACAAUGUCUUUUUGAGACUGAGAGAUCCUUGCUGGAUAAGUGUUUUUGUUUGGUAUUGGUAGUAUAUACUGUAUUACCAUUAUAGUGUAUUGACCUGUCUAAUAUAAACUACCAGGAUAGAGAAUGAUAUAUUAACUUAACUAAACUAAAGUUGAUUGCCACUUUUCUUUACUUCUGGAAUGUGAGAAAUGUCACCAAUGUAUAUGCAGUAAAAACACAGUGAAAUUGUAAGUAAUCCAACAGUAAUUAUCUCUUUAUGUAAAGAAAAUAACAGGUUAAUAUUGUUUGAGAGAUUGCACAUCUUGUAGUAUAUAAAUAAUGGAACAAACUGCCUAAACAAAGAACUAAUAUUGUCCCUUAAAUAAUUGUAACAAAAUAUGCAUUUCUGUAACUCUUGAAAUAUAUGACAAGAGAUUGUAAAAUUAUUGUAUGCAACAUUAUACCUUCAUGUAGGCUUUGGGUUGAAGUCUGCUACAGACUGAAUGUCCAUACAAUAAAUUCCUUGUGACUAUAAAGUCUUUUACAUGGCUUCAGGCCAAAUAAGCAUAUUGCUACCUCUUCACAAUCACACUUAAAGCAAUCCCUACAGCCAGAAUAAUGAACAUAGCCAUUAGAGUCAGGCUUCUGCGGACCACCAAGACCCCUAAAGGUAGCGGCUCCCUCGUUGUAGUCAUGUUUUUCAGAUUCUCCGCCAGCCUCUCAGUGUCAGUGUGAGGGCCUUCAUCGGUGACAUGCAUGUUGUCAGACUGCUCUACUGUAUCUGCCAAUAAAAAGAUUCUGUUAAAUGUGAUAAAA
Molecule: messenger RNA, 2958 nt
Organism: Tachysurus vachellii
Lineage: Eukaryota; Metazoa; Chordata; Actinopteri; Siluriformes; Bagridae
Gene: slc47a4
Product: solute carrier family 47 member 4
Exons: 17
Coding region: 364-2178 (604 amino acids)
Biological process (GO): xenobiotic detoxification by transmembrane export across the plasma membrane
Cellular component (GO): membrane
Molecular function (GO): antiporter activity; xenobiotic transmembrane transporter activity
Source: RefSeq, a predicted model, not a curated record